AUGUCUCUGUUUGGCACAUCGCCCGAAGAGGCUCCCACAGAAUUCAAUCCCUCGCGAUUAUCGAGAUCGUCCCUUUUCGACGACGAGCCGCACAGCCAGUCCGGAUCAGCUCUCUUUGCCGACGAUAGCCAUGGCAGCGACUCCCCCUGGAAUAUGCCCACACCGAAGCGAGGCGGGCGCCAGAACUACAUCAAAACCCUUCUUCCGGCGUCUGAUGUACCGGAUAGUUAUAUAGAAGCCUUUGAAUUGAUUCUGGAUUCCAGUGGUCGAGGCGGCACCGGGGUCGGUCUGACUACGAUUCGACAGAUUCUUUCCAGCAGUGCAUUGACUGCGGCUGAUCAGGCCAAGGUUCUGAAUUUGGUACUGCCUAGAGGCCAGGAGACAUUAUCUGAAGGGCUGGGACGGAAUGAGUUCCAUGUCCUGUUGGCUUUGAUAGGUCUAGCGCAGGAAGGCGAGGAGAUUACGUUUGAUGCCGUGGAUGAGCGACGGAAUAAACUACCUCUACCCAAAAUAUCGUACCUAGAAGACCUCCGACAGGCGAGUGCCAAACCCCCUGUCCAGACACAGCAACCGCCGCAACCAGCAGAGGCGCCACAACCAGAACCACAACCAGAACCACAACCAGAGCCACAGCAGCAACCCGUUAACUCACGGCCACGACAGGCCUCCUUUGGCGCCGCAGAGGCAGAUCCUUGGGGUAGUCCUGACCUGCAUCGUGGACAUCAACAUACUUCAAUUCCUUCCAACGAGCCUGCACUUAAUGGUUUUGGCAGUGUCCGUUCGUCUACCAAUGGCUGGGGUGCUGCCACUUCCACCACAGCUGCAAAUGAGUCUCAGAAUACAUCCCAAUCGAACGGCCAAGGUCCUCCUAGCAGCUCCGGUUCAGGUUGGGGUGGAUAUAACAAUAUGUCUCAAACAGCUCCUCCAUUCGGUGCAGCCGCUCAACCAGGAUUCGAAACUUUUCCACAACCAGGCAAUGUACAGGAUGGCCUCGAUUCGCAAAGUCGAUCUCUUGGAGGGGGUCGAGUGACUGGUCCUGGAGCCGCGGAGAUUGUAACUGUUACCCUAUUACCGGAAAAAGAAGGCUUGUUCAUGUUUCAGCAUCGCAAUUAUGAAGUCAAGUGCGCUCGUCGAGGCAGCUCAGUAGUGAGACGUUAUAGUGACUUCGUCUGGUUACUUGAUUGUCUGCAAAAACGAUACCCAUUCCGACAAUUGCCACUUCUUCCUCCUAAGAGAGUUGCAGCGGACUCAAAUUCGUUUCUCGAAAAGCGUCGUCGUGGACUUGUGCGGUUUACGAAUUCGGUUGUGCGACACCCGGUUUUGAAUCAGGAGCAACUGGUGGUUAUGUUUUUGACUGUUCCUACGGAGCUAUCAGUAUGGCGCAAGCAGGCGACAAUAUCAGUGCAAGAAGAAUUCACAGGCAAAGCUCUGCCUCCUGACCUUGAAGAUUCAUUACCAUCAACCCUAAACGAAACUUUCGAUACUGUGCGAUCGGGCGUUAAGCGCUCCGCUGAAAUCUUUAUCAAUCUUUGUGCCUUACUUGAGCGAUUGGCAAAGCGUAAUGAGGGAUUAGCCGCAGAUCAUCUUCGAUUUUCAUUAGCCUUACAGUCCCUGACGGAAGCAACAAAGAAUACGUAUGCAGUGGACACGAAUGACGUGCCAUUGCUGAACGAAGGCAUUAACGCAACCGCAAGACACUUCUCCACGAGUCAAAGCCUACUGGAAGAUGAGGCACGAGCAUGGACUGAUGGCGUACUAGAAGAUCUUAAACAGCAACGGGACUGUGUCGUUAGCAUGCGGGAUCUGUUUGAUAGGAGAGAUCGCUUUGCAAAGGACAACAUUCUUCAACUUGAGAAACGCAUCGAGGCCAAUGAGAAGAAAUUACUGGAUUUGAGGAGUCGUCCUCAAGGAACAGUUAAACCGGGCGAAAUUGAGAAGAUUGAGGAGUCUAUUUUCAAGGACAAGGAGUCAAUUGUACAGCAACACGCUCGCGGCGUCUUCAUCAAAGAGUGCAUCCGUGACGAGCUUCUUUACUUCCAACACAGCCAAUACCACAUCAGCCGCCUGCAUCAAGACUGGAGUCAAGAGCGAGUCAAAUAUGCAGAACUUCAGGCUGAUAAUUGGCGGGCAUUGAGUGAAGAGGUGGAAGGAAUGCCUACUGGGGAGUAG
Messenger RNA from Talaromyces marneffei, 2169 nucleotides. RefSeq lists its product as uncharacterized. The record is from RefSeq and is a predicted model, not a curated record. Gene Ontology annotation, biological process: protein targeting to vacuole; retrograde transport, endosome to Golgi. Bases 1 to 2169 code for a protein of 722 amino acids. The transcript has 5 exons. NCBI's taxonomy places the organism in Eukaryota, Fungi, Ascomycota, Eurotiomycetes, Eurotiales, Trichocomaceae. Gene Ontology annotation, molecular function: phosphatidylinositol-3-phosphate binding. Gene Ontology annotation, cellular component: endosome.